AUGGCAAAGUGGGGUGUUGAUACUGUCCAGGGAGAGGAGGAGAAGAGAGAGGGGGGAGUGGGAAAUGAGAGGGUGGGGACUGAGGCAUGCUGCAGGAUGGCACAGACGUUGACUUUCUUGAUGUUUGCGGUCCUGAAUGCUCUGAGCUGCCACAGUGAGGUGAGGGCCAGGGACCCUGACGUGGAGGAAGAAGAGACAGUGGGCCAUGGAAGGGCACAGCGAAUGCCUGGCACAUUUGGGACAACUCACCUACCCAUGCCACAUAACCAUCGACAUCCCGGCACCCCGGUCUCGAUGGCUUCUGCUGGUAUGCCUCAAAACUCUGCGAACCCCACAAGAGAGAGAGUACAUCCAUCUGUACAUAGAGGAAACUGGUGUGCGUAUGUGAAUCACCGUGUGGUCACCACAGCUGUACUGUGUACUGAGACCCAGAAAGUGAAAUCAGUAAGCCCCUGUCCUGAUGGGGCUCCAGAUUGCCAAAACAUCACGUAUCGGUUGUCCUCACUGCCUGUGUACAAACAGAAGCACACUACGCUCUCCUCACUGCAUUGGCAGUGCUGCCCGGGAUAUAGAGGACACAACUGCUUGGAAAAAGAAGAUAAGGCUCAUGACUCAAAGUCUGAACAGGACCAAGUAAAAAGCCAAAAUUCUGGAACAACCAAGGUUCAUGACAACGAUGACCCAGUAACCUCUCUCCCACCUUCUUCCUGUAAACAAACUCUGGGUUCUUUCCCUGUAGAAGAAAAAAUCCUGACUGACCAGCAAGAGGAUGUAGGUUGGGAUGAGAAAUCUGAACGGCAGCCUCCUAUCCAUGAUCCUUCAACUUCUGUUGAACCUCCUCACAGCCCUGUUGAUGCCAAAGAUGGGAUCCCUGCCUCACACCCUCUGCCAAUACUCGAUUCAUCCAUUCUACUGUCAAUGCAACAGUUCAUGUCAAUUAUGAUGAGUCAACUUCAGCCAGUCCUGGAAAGCUUCAAUCAAACACUGCAACGUCUGUCCGGCGAGGUGGACGCGCUGUCUCGGGACCUGCAGCAGUUGCGGCUGGAAAAGCAUGCGGAGAGCAGGACUGAAGCUCACGGUGGAGCUAUUAAAGAGAAAUUAGAGUACAGCUAUAUGCAUAUCAGUCAAAUGAAAGCUCAACUAGACACACAGAAAGAUCAGAUGGAGAAGGCAUUACAGAUCCAGCAAGAACUGCUACAGCAGAACCUAACAAAACUGAAGGAGGAGAUGGAUGAUCAGAUCAGUCAGAGCCAGGAUGUACAGAUGAAUCUCCAGUCCAUAAGUGUGUUGGUUAAGGAAGUAAGAGAUGAACAGAAGAGGCUGGAAGGGACACUGCGGAGAGAGCGCAUGGAUGGUGGCCAGCCAACGCCGGAGUCAAGAGUGUGGGAGGCCAUCGCUCGCCUGGAUAAAGAGACGCUAAAACACACUGCACAGCUCAGCAGCUUGUCUGAGACCUCUGAAGACAAUGCUAGAGCCGUCCAAGACCUUCGAGGAGAUCUACUGAAGUUGGGCAAGAAAUUAGAAGAGUUCAAAAAGGACUCGGAGGUCCAAUUUACAGAAACGGGUUUGGAGAUAGAAGCCGCUCGCGUCAGGGUGCAAAACAGCAUUGGUGAGCUUCAAGCUAAUCUAAGUUCACACAAAGGCCAGGUGAGAGAGCUAGAGCUAGACAUGGACAACAUCUAUCAUCAACUACAAAGAAAUGAUUCGACGAUUGCAGAGCAAACCUGUGACUGCGGGUCGAUCGGCGAUUCCCUGCUGAGGUUAGAAAUGGAGGUGGGUAACGUGACACAUUUAGUGAGAACAAACCAGUUUGCAGAUGAAGAUGUAGAGAGGAAUCAGGCUCGAUGGGCGACAGAAGUGGAAGAUCUUCAUCAGGGUCUGCUGACUAUGAAAGAAUCGUUGUCUUUUGAACAAAGUAAAAGUAGGGUUAUAAACAACAAUCUAUCCCAGCUAAAGGCUUCACUUCUGGAGAGCCAACAGGAGAUCCGUGAUCUGAAAAAGAAAGAUGAGGAGAAGACGGAUGAAAUUCAAGGCCUGUCGGCCACCUUCUCUUCUCUUCUGAGCGACGCCGUACGGCACUCCGAGGCCCUGGAGGUGAUACUAGGAGAGGAGGUCUUGGAAUUCACCAAGUGGUCACAAAGCCAACAGAAAGAGCUCAGCAUACCAAAUCUUUUAGAGAAAAUGCACUUGAUGCAGCAAAAAAUUGAAAACCACAACAAGUACCUAGCUUCUCUUCGGAAAAAGCAUCCUGAAGAAAGUGAGAUGCAUAGUGAUGACCCCGUGUCAUAUUCAGACUGGACCGGCGCAAAGAACCAAGUGGGCAGUGAUCGGGAUUCAUUGGACCCGUCUACUGGAGAGGAUGAAGAUGUGGACUACUCAGUCAGUGACUUCUGGACUCUAGGAAAAGAGGUGGAGCAAUUGGCAGGCCGAAUAAACUUGCUGGAGGAGCGUUGUGGCAACUGCACCGAGACCCCUGGUGGCUCGGUUGUGGAACUGCAGGCAGAUAUAACAUCACUACGACAGAGCCUGGAGGAUCAUUUAGGAACAUAUGAAAAACUAUUCAGUAAUACAGAAGAACUAGUCAGCUCUGCUAGAAGCCUAAACCUGGAUGAAGUGUGGAGGAUGGUUAGGAAGAAAAACAAGAAGGAUAGAAGGCAACUCCACAACCAAAAACAACAAAUAGAAGGAGUACAAGACAACUCUUCCAGUAGGCGAAGCAAAAGACACAGUAAAACAGGACAUGCUUUAUUACCACAUUCCCCGGUGGUGUUCGUCGCAAGCCUGGACCACAGAACAGGGCCGAAAGGGGAGCUCACAUCGAGAAACGUGGAUGUAAACCACGGUGGUGCUGUCAGUCCUUCAUCACAGAUGUUUCGGGCCCCUGAGGCUGGACUUUAUCUCUUCGUAGUGACAUUAGACUUUCAGAGGGGCCGUUCAUUGGCUGUGCUGAACCGCAGUGGAGUCCCAGUGGCCUCUCUCAGACAGGAAGAAGGGGGGACGGUGAGUCGAGUCAUCCUGCUUGAGCUUCGACCAGGGGAGACAGUCACGUUAGAAUUGAUGCGUGGAUCAUUACGUCAAGGACAACCUGGGGUUAACACACUGUCUGGACUGUUACUCUAUAUUACCAAGCACGAGGAUCUGCUCUGAAGAGAGGAUGACUGAAUGAGAUACAAGGGUGGGGGGUUACGUAAGCACGAGCAGGAUCAUCACCACCAGACAUAUGACGUAAACAUGCAUUCUUGUUGUAAAGAUGCGGACUACUUUUGUAUUAGAUGUCGACUGGCUAUGUAGUAACAUUUUAGUAACAUGCAGACAAUAUAUAAUCAAGGAACAUUGGCAACAUAAAAAAAAUCAUUGCAAAAAUGUUUUUUUUCAGUCUCACAAAGGAAUUUUAUGAGCUGGCUAAUUUUUAUGAAUUCGUACAAAGUGAAUCGUACGAAACAUUCAAGAAAACAAUAAAACCCCUUCCCUAACGCCACAACAUGGGGGGAUAGCAAGUCAUACAAAAACGUACGAAUGUGGUCGAUUAUGUACGAAUAGCCGUGAUAUCGUGUUUGUUGUUUUUGUUUUAUUAUUUUAACAGUGGAAGAUAAAAAGCACAGAAACCGGUCAUUAUUUUCACGGUGGCAAAGUAGCCUAAAUAAACACAUGGUACCUAUCGUGAGGACAUUAUAAUCUUUGUCAGAAAAAAACAGUAUUGUGAUAUUUUGUUUGGCAAUCGAUUCUAAAAAAAAGUACUGCAAUAUCAAUGUUUUAUAAAUAAAUUGCAGUUGUUUCGCUUGGAGUUUACAUCCCAACCACUAGAUG
This is a messenger RNA of Paramisgurnus dabryanus, 3807 nucleotides long. NCBI's taxonomy places the organism in Eukaryota, Metazoa, Chordata, Actinopteri, Cypriniformes, Cobitidae. The record is from RefSeq and is a predicted model, not a curated record.